Messenger RNA from Eremomyces bilateralis CBS 781.70, 1567 nucleotides. RefSeq names its product RNI-like protein. Gene Ontology annotation, molecular function: small GTPase binding; GTPase activator activity. Bases 130 to 1392 code for a protein of 420 amino acids. Gene Ontology annotation, biological process: activation of GTPase activity; nucleocytoplasmic transport. The record is from RefSeq and is a predicted model, not a curated record. The transcript has 2 exons. Gene Ontology annotation, cellular component: cytosol; nucleus; perinuclear region of cytoplasm. NCBI's taxonomy places the organism in Eukaryota, Fungi, Ascomycota, Dothideomycetes, Eremomycetales, Eremomycetaceae.
UCGAAAUGCGCCACCCCGCCUAUCUUUACAUACAACCACUGCUGCCUUGAACCUUCCGCUUUCUCCUGAUCGCCGAGUCUCAACCUUCUUAUAUUUCUAUCCGUUGAACCCUCCGCUCCAAAGUUCAAGAUGGCCUCGUCAAAAGUGUUUUCGCUGGAGGGCAAGGGGCUGAAGUUGGACACUGCCGAAGACAUUGCUCCUCAUAUCGAAGCCUUGAAGAAGAAUGACGAUGUGGAAGAGAUCCGGCUUCUGGGUAAUACGCUGGGUGUAGGCGCUUGUGAGGCCCUCGCCGAAGUCCUGAAAACGAAAAGGAAGCUCCAUACUGCCAACCUGGCCGACAUCUUUACAUCCCGCCUCCUCUCUGAGAUCCCUCCGGCACUCUCAUUUCUCCUUGACGCCAUCCUCACCCUCCCGAAUCUGCACACCAUCAACCUCUCCGACAACGCCUUCGGACUCAACACCUCCGCCCCCCUGAUCACCUUCCUAUCCGCCCACGCCCCUCUCGAGCACCUCUACCUCAACAACAAUGGCCUCGGCCCCGCUGCCGGCGCCAUGAUCGGUGACUCCCUCGCCAUCCUCGCCGAGAAAAAAAUCGCGACCGGCGCGCCCACCCUCAAAACGAUCGUCUGCGGGCGCAACCGGCUGGAGACGGGCAGCAUGGAGGCGUGGGCGAAGAUGCUGGAAAGCCACGCCAAGCAUGCAGAGGGGAAGGGCGAUGGGAAGGGUAUGCAGACGGUACGGAUGGUGCAGAACGGGAUCCGGAAGGAGGGGAUCGAUGUCUUGCUGCGGAAGGGCUUGAAGCACUGCCGAGAUCUCAAGGUCUUAGACAUGCAGGAUAACACCUUCACGGAAUUGGGGUCCAGGGCAUUGGCGAACGCGGUGGAUGGUUGGGCGGCGCUGACGGAGCUUGGAUUGAGCGAUUGCUACCUGACGUCAAAAGGGGGGAAGCCGUUCCUUGCGAAGUUGGCCGCGGGGGGCCUUCCGAAUCUCGAGGUUUUGAAGAUGCAGUACGGGGAGAUGGACGCGAGGACCCUCGCGCCGCUGGCGGAUAUCGCCGAGAACAAGCUGGGCAAGUUGAGGAGGGUCGAGCUGAACGGCAACCGGUUCGGCGAGGACGACGACUUCGUAGAGAAGCUAAGAGGGGUGUUGGAGGAUCGUAAGGAGGCUGCUGGGGGGGAGUGGGGCGAGGAUGAUUGGGGGUUGGACGAACUGGAUGAGCUGGAAGAGGAGAGCGAGGAGGAAGAAGAGGAGGAGGAAGAGGAGGAAGAGGAAGCCGUCAGGGAAACGGAGGUGAAGAGGGCCGAGGAAGCGGAGGAGCAGAUGGUCGCGCAGGAGAAAGACAAGGCUGUGGACGAGCUUGCGGAGAAGCUGGGCAAGACCGGUUUAUCAUAGAAUAUGGUGUCCGUCGACUUGGGUUGGAGCAGAUCCAGCGUGGAGAUGAUACCCUGGAAGAAGCAUACUAGAAUAGCGAGUAAUUUUAUCUGCCUUUGCUAUAAUAUUAGAACAAUGAAGAACCUGUGUCUAACGCUAUGCUAAAUUUCCUAGACUGGCUAUAGGUAAAUAUCGG